This is a messenger RNA of Trematosphaeria pertusa, 1142 nucleotides long. RefSeq lists its product as uncharacterized. The record is from RefSeq and is a predicted model, not a curated record. Bases 95 to 832 code for a protein of 245 amino acids. The transcript is spliced from 2 exons. NCBI's taxonomy places the organism in Eukaryota, Fungi, Ascomycota, Dothideomycetes, Pleosporales, Trematosphaeriaceae.
UCUCUCGACCAGAAAAAGCUUGCCCUAGGAAGUACAAGUGAGCUUGCUAUCAGCUACGGUGGUUUAUCUGGCUAAUGCUUUCACAGGAGUCCGUAUGUCGCGCGAGCAAAAGUUGCUUUGUAAGAAGCUGGUCGCCUGGUUCAUACUGAUAACUCAAUAUGUCGACAAGCCGCGUCGAGGGGUCACGCAAGAGCUCCUGUCUCUACUCACCGGGCUAGCUCACUAUCUGAAACUCCUCAUUCGAAUCGGUCUCAGAGGAUUAAUUUCCUUGGACCCUUAUGACAAACAGGGUGACAUUAGUGGAUUCCUCGACAAGGUGGAGACGACCGACCAGACUAGCUUCCAGACAGCCCUCCAGGAGAAGCUGCGGUCUAGUGACUACAUCAGCCGCAAUGCUGACAUUUGCGCUGCCUGUGAGACAUCAGUCGAGAUCAAUCCCAAACAAGGAUGCUACUGGACUCGUUCCCAAAUAUAUCACUUCGACUGCGUCAGUUGCCCGAAUUGCGAUGCUGCUCCUAAGCUAACAAACACUGAUACUGGAGACUCGUGGGUUGAAUGCUCCCGCUGUAGUUACGUAUAUCACAAUUUCUUCAAGGAAUGUUUCAUCUUGCGUACCAGUUUCCUCCUCUCCACACACUUGCUCAUGGUUGCUUGGGCUCGUCUUGCGGCAACCUUGAAGCCGGAUGCCGGCCUUAUGGAGCUGAUUCUCCCCGAAAGAUCUUUGGGCGCUGGGGUGUCGGCAAAGACUCAAGAAAGGGGUGCGGGCGAUGAUGAAAUCCCACCUUCGCGGACAUGCCCUAGUGGCUGGAAGGCAUAUUUGUCAGCACCGUAAGUCUCGUGCCUCUCUCUGGUGGCAGUCAUAUGCAUCGCAUGCAAAGCGCUGAGCGAUUUAAAGAGCCAAGAAGUAUAUGUACACGAAGCUCGAGACGGGCGUAUCCCAACGGAACUUUCCCACUUCCGGCGAGCCUCCCAGCACAGAGAUACCUACUCGCAUCCAUCAGGAGAUGAUGUCGAGCAAGGCCGCAUCCAGCAAUGGUGCACAAGGCCCCCGGCAGGCUAUGAGUCGCGAUGACCUCGAAUCCCGGAGUUCUUUUCUUCUUGACGAUAUCCCUCACAUUGUUGCUGCCGAGCAGACGAGAGAA